AUGGUCCGUGCCGCCUGGCGCCUUGCCGACCGUCACGACCUUUCCCGGGGGUUGCGCAAGCGCAUCCGCGCCUUCGUUGCGCACAUAUUCAAGGGUCCAUACGAUCUGGAGGCCGAGGGUCUCAAGUUCCGGAUCUAUCCAGGCGAAAACUAUGACGACCGCAAGAUGCUCGCCAAGGGCAGAUUGCCGGAGCGCGCUGAGCAUGAAUUGCUCGAACCGCAUCUGGGAGAGGGAACGGUCUUUGUCGAUGUUGGUGCCAACAUUGGCUCCUAUUCGGUCUUUGCGGCAAGACGCGGGGCAAGUGUGCUGGCGAUCGAGGCCAAUCCGCAGACGGCACACAAGCUGAGCUUCAAUGUCACGGCCAAUGAUCUGGACAACGUUACGGUGGUCCAUUCUGCGGUCGGGGCCCAGGAAGACACGCUGCCGCUCUGGCUCGAGCCGAGCAAUUGCGGGUUCGCCACCUUCGUCAAGGACCUGACCACAGGCGAGUGGGCGGGAAACUGGGAGCCGACCUAUGUGAAGGUUCGACCCCUGACGGCGAUUGCCGACCAGCAUGGCGUUGCGGCGAUUGAUAUCCUGAAAGUUGACGUGGAAGGUUUUGAGGACCGGGUGGUGCUGCCUUUCCUCAGACACGCGGACAGACAGCAAUGGCCCCGCGUGAUCCUUCUUGAGACGAAUUGCCGGCCCUACUGGUCCGAGGAUUGCCUGCCCGAACUGGCAAGCCGCGGCUAUGAGGUAACGGGCCGGACCGAUGACAACAUGAUCUUCGAACUCAAGGGCUGA
Effrenium voratum is the source of this 783-nucleotide messenger RNA. NCBI's taxonomy places the organism in Eukaryota, Dinophyceae, Suessiales, Symbiodiniaceae. The record is from the annotation of a GenBank genome assembly.